UCCCUCAUUGUCCAGCUGGGACCUGCUGGUUCCCAUUGUCCAGCUGGGACCUGCUGGUUCCUUCAUUGUCCAGCUGGGACCUGCUGGUUCCUUCAUUGUCCAGCUGGGACCUGCUGGUUCCUUCAUUGUCCAGCUGGGACCUGCUGGUUCCCAUUGUCCAGCUGGGACCUGCUGGUUCCUUCAUUGUCCAGCUGGGACCGGCUGGUUCCCAUUGUCCAGCUGAAACCUGCUGGUUCCCAUUGUCCAGCCACUUCUGAGGGCAGUGAAGAGUCAAAUCAGGUCGGUGUGGGACUGAACUCUCAUAUUGGAUCAGAUUAGGUAUGGACAGAUCUUGGAAUUGAUUGGCUGGAGGAGGCGAUUUCCACCUUAAUGCUAGCCAGGCCUCAACAAAGGACUAUUAUGGGUCCCUAUGGAAUCAAUCGAGUCAUUCAUCGUGUUGUGUUCUCUGACUGUGAGAAUGGCCUGGGUAUUAAAAUUAUCGGUGGGUUUAAAGAACAAACAGGUGAGGAGUAUGGAAUCUACGUCAAGCGUAUUUUGGAGACAGGAAUAGCAGCAAGUGAUGGUCGCUUGCAGGCCGGUGACUUAAUCCUGGAAGUGAAUGGAGAGGAUCUGGCGGGAGUUACAAAUGAGAGAGCUGUCGACAUCCUCCGCAUGGCCUCAGCAUCCAGCCACAUGUCCUUGCUGAUUGCGCGAGACGAUGAAGCCAGGAAGGAGUUUGCAGAACUAAUGGAGAAGUGCAGCUCCCACAGUAAUGCUGGAUCAGCACGCAGUUCACCUACUCCCCAUACUGCUGGUAAACACCUGGAGAGCACAUCAUCCACAUCCUCAUCCAGCUCUCUGAGUCCACAGCUCUUAAGCCCGAAGGAUAUUGUUGCUAACAACAGCGGAGUCGUCACUACAACUGCCCCGGCAACAACUAUAAGCAACUCUCCGAUUCAGCUGAUCUCCAUUCCCCAGGGGACGAGCCUAGGCUUGAACAUCAUGGGCGGGACCAACAAGCCUGAGGGACCAAUGGUGUGUGUUCAGGAAGUGAUACCAGGAGGUGACUGCCAUAAGGAUGGAAGAUUACAACCCGGAGACCAACUGGUGUCCAUAAACAAGGAGUCCCUGAUUUCGGUUACACAUGAAGAGGCCAAGAGCAUUCUGACCAGGUUGAAACUGAGGUCAGAGGGGACAGCGGAAAUUGCAUUUGUGAGCAGGAGUUCUCAGCCUAACUCCAACAGUAACCUCCCGAAUCCCAGUACUUUACCAGCCUCAUCUCCCACUGGCACCGGAAAUGUGAAGAAGCCUUCAGGGUUCAGCUUCCUCUCACCACCUAACAGCCUCCAUCCAAUGAUGGCAUCCAGCCUGCACCCUGAGACUGACAACGUGGCUUCAGCAAGAACAAAUCAGGGCAAAUCAGGUUGUAAAAAGAGUGAUCAGUCCCCUGUGAUCUCACCGAUGGACAGUUCACCUGAUUCAGCUUGUACAGUUAACGUGACUCCGGCCUGGCCACAGAGCCCUGCUGCCCGAGGGAGGUCAUUGUCCCUCAAUCACAGCUUUCGUCUGAAAGUGGAGAAGUUGGAAAUGGCACUCAAAUAUCUUGGUAUCAAUCCAACUGAGGAGCAGCAGCAAACCCUCCGGCAGCAACUUCAGGUGGACUGCAUGGGAACAGUGGCCUAUGGAGACUUUGUACAGGCUGCCAGAGACUUGUUCCGAUUACAGCUGGGUGAAGCUGGAUCUGAACCAGGAGUAACAAUAUUUACUUCCAGUGAAGAGGCCAAUCUCUGUGAGACAACACAUACUGCACAGAUUACAUCGUCCAGUUCGGUAAAUAAGGAAGAUCUGGAAAGGAUUACUCGAGAGAGGAACGGGGCAUUAAAAGAGUUAAAGAGAGUAAAGGACGGUUUGGCGGAGUCCGAGAAAAGCAGGAAGCAACUGAGUGAAGAGCUGCAGAAAGUCAAACAGGAAGCUAAAAGUGCUGUUGAAGAGUGCCGUGCCCUCCGAAGCAGAAUCCACCUUGCUGAGGCAGCUCAGCGGCAGGCACAGGGCAUGGAGAUGGACUAUGAGGAGGUGGUCCGGCUGCUGGAGGCUGAGAUUACAGAGCUCAAAGCUCAGCUGGUGGAUCAGCACGGGCAGACCAAGGAUGAUACCCAGGACCUCAGAAAGCGAAUUGCUGUUCUCGAUUGUCAGUUACGGAAGUCCGAGAUUGCGAAGAAAACCUUUGAAGUGUCCACUGAGAAACUGCUACAGUUUGUGGAGGUGGUGCAUGAGGUUCUCGCAGAGUCUCCAGCUGCUCUAACUAAUGUCAGUGCGAUCGGAGCCAGAAGAUUUUCAGGACCAGCUUUGCCUCAAAAUUUCCUCGACCGACUUGGUCGAGGUGGACCCAGGACUCCGGCCUCAAUUUCAACCGAUGCCCGAGAGUUGGCCAAAUCUGUCCGUGCCAUCAUCGAAGCAGACUGUCUGCCCUACGGAUGGGAAGAAGCUUACACAGCAGACGGGAUUAAAUAUUUUAUCAACCAUGUGACUCAGAUGACUUCAUGGAUCCACCCAGUGACCAGUGCAUUGAGCCUGCCUUGUGUAGAGAGAAGCAGCAAUGCUGAUCCUCAAGAGCUUCCAGAAUUCAGCAGCUGACAGAGACAAGGAGGCUCUGAGAACAGACAGCGAGAAUGAGAAUCGAUUGUUUCACCAAAACUGACCCCAGCAACUCACACCCACCAGCAAGAUCAUGCUCCUCAAAAUUCCUCAAAGAGCAUAAACUGAAAAAUGCUGUCGAUGUUUUCAGUCUUUUAUAAGCAAAAUAGGGCUCGAAUUCUUGGGCAUCUACUGCUAUUGGUUAGAAUGCUGAUCUUACACCGCGAGUUGAGUUCUAAUUCAGGCCAGUAAUGAGACUGGGAUGAAGAGAAUUUGUGCAGCUUCAAACCAGUUUCUCAUUGACACAACUCCAUCAUACAGGAAUAAAAAUUGCCCAUUAUCUUGCAUUACAUUUUUUAGCUCCUAAUAACCAAAACAGAGCUGUUUGAAUCUGGACAAUGUAGCACUGCUGCAGUAGGGUUCCUCCUGAAGUUAAAAAUAAGGCAUUUAACUGGGAGAGACAUCUAACCCCGUGCUGUAGCUGUCCUGGGAGUGUUUGAUGGGGACAGUGUAGAGGGAGAUUUAUUCUGUAUCUAACCCCGUGCUGUACCUGUCCUGGGAGUGUUUGAU
Messenger RNA from Carcharodon carcharias (great white shark), 3183 nucleotides. RefSeq names its product syntaxin binding protein 4 (gene stxbp4). Gene Ontology annotation, molecular function: syntaxin binding. Lineage: Eukaryota; Metazoa; Chordata; Chondrichthyes; Lamniformes; Lamnidae. Gene Ontology annotation, cellular component: cytoplasmic vesicle. The coding region runs from base 370 to 2613 and encodes 747 amino acids. The record is from RefSeq and is a predicted model, not a curated record. The transcript has 23 exons. Gene Ontology annotation, biological process: insulin receptor signaling pathway; regulation of insulin secretion involved in cellular response to glucose stimulus.